Ostreobium quekettii is the source of this 1500-nucleotide messenger RNA. Lineage: Eukaryota; Viridiplantae; Chlorophyta; Ulvophyceae; Bryopsidales; Ostreobiaceae. The record is from the annotation of a GenBank genome assembly.
AUGUCUUCCCCGAAAGAACAGGAAGUCUCCAUUGAAGGCCAAAGCGCUUUGACCGCGUGCCGGGAUGGACGGGACAACGAUGUACUCUUCGACCCGAUGGUGGUCCAUCCCGGUCCAUCUCUACGCUUGGAAGGAUGGCGUCCGUUCACAGUGGCUGCUUGUCCACCUAGCGGGAGAAUGGAGUGCCUUGUGCACGCUGUCAACCGAGCAGUAGGGACAGCAGUGGACAGGCUGCCAGAGGCCAGGUACAACCUGGCAAUGCUGAAAUUCUUGUGUCAGGAAAUGGACAAAGUGAAGGACCUUUUGCCACAGUUGUCAAAACGGCCUGCAAAGGAAGACGAUUGCGACUUGUUAGCAGUUCUGAAGCAGGACGUGGAGAAGGGUGUUGCCCUAGUGAAGUGCCAUGCAAGGGCGUUCAAUCUCCGCACGUACUACAAAGUCGACAAGGUGUGCCGACAGGUAGAUCGAUUGUGUGAAGGGUUCAAUGAGUGCUUCCUAGACUUGGGCAUACCAGAAGAAUCUCUGCACUUCAAGACCAAGAUGGAUGAAACGGUUCACGAGGAGGACAGGCGGUACUUGUAUUGGUACUUGACCUGCAUUAUUGACAAGAAAGAUAUUGACAGGAAGGUCCCUGAUGAUGUUCGCCGGGAACUGGAAGCGUUGAUUGCUGAAGAGAGGGUUCGCAGAGAGUUCGUGAGCAUCAUUCCUGAUCCAGAAAUAGUGCAGGGAGCGGAAAUUGGAGAAGGCGGCUAUGGAAAAGUUUUUGCAGCGCGUUGGAAGGGUCAGGAUGUGGCCAUAAAGAAACUGAGAAAUGAUCUAAGUGUGGAGGCACGUGCAGAAUUUUUCAGUGAGGUCGAGUUGCACAUCAGAUUGAACCACCCAAAUGUGGUUCGCUGCUUUGGUGCGACCACCAACAAUGCCAUUAUCAUGGAAUUGGCAUCAUCGGACCUGGAAAAGUAUUGCCAAGCACAUUCACUACUGUUGACAUUGUUAGAACAAGUCCAGCUUAUGGCAAGCUCAGCUUCAGGAUUGAAACAUCUGCAUGAUUCAAACAUUGUGCACAGGGAUGUCAAGACAUCGAAUUUUUUGGUGUUCCCUACUUCAGGUGAUGAUCCACCAAUCGUCAAAAUCGCAGAUUUCGGUUUGGCAACUGCCAAAACCGAAACACGAUCAAAAACUGCCUGCCCGUUGCCAGGGACGUUCGCGUUCAUGGCUCCGGAGGUGAGUGAAGGGAGGCCCCACAGUUACUGCUCAGAUGUGUUUGGCUUUGGCUUGACACUAUUUGAGCUUAUUGCCUUGAGUCCACCAUACAGGGGCCUCAGAAGCGAAGUUGUGAUACAGAACAGGAAAAAGAAAGGAGCAGAUCCAGGUGUUUUCCCAGAGGAGUGUCCUCGAGAGCUGAUAGAUCUUGUGAGGCGCUGCAUUGAUCCAGAAGGCAAGAGAAGACCCAGCAUGUCUGCAGUGGUUGCUGAACUGGAUGAGCUCCUCACCAAGGUUUGA